AUGAAACAUAAGUUGGGAGUUUGGGAAACGAUCGAUGCCUGGCUAGGCUGGGUCUCUGUUGGGGCAACAGUCGUAUCUGCUGCUAUAUUCGGUCCUUUUCGUGGUCCAUCCGGGGCAGAUAGCUAUCCUCACCACGUCAUCCAAGCCACAGUCAAAAAAGUAGCUUUUCCUAUCGCAAGCAUGACUUUACAUGAAUCGAAUGCUUACCAACAUCUACAGCUUACUAAGUAUUGUGAAAAGAUCGGCGUCAAGCCUAACUUCGUUUCUAACGAGCGCGGCUUAAAAGGGUUCUGGCUUGGUUCACCAACUGCAAAGUACGUUGUGAUCAACUUCCACGGUGGAGGAUUUGCCAUGGAUGCAACUGCACCGUAUCUCGAUUUUUGGCCUGGCGUGGCAAGCGCACUUGCCGAUGAGAGUAUCAGUACCGGCUGGUUCAAUGUGACCUAUACCUUGGCACCACAUGCUACAUAUCCAACACAAUUUCGCGAGGCAGUCGAAGCUCUACGGUAUGUCAUUGAAGAACUUGGACGAUCCCCCUCGGAGAUUAUCCUUGCUGGCGAUUCCGCGGGAGCAAAUUUGUGUCUUGCACUUCUGUCCCACCUGUCCCAUCCAUCUGAAGAUGCGCCGCCACUAGCAAUCAGUGCUCCGCUCAAAGCCGUGGUUCUUCUGUCACCUUGGCUUUCCUUCCGCCAGGAUUGGCCUACCAUGAAGCUUAAUGAGCAUAAAGACAUUGACGACCGGAAAGUGCUAGAACGGUUGAAACAGGGAUAUUUGCAUGGGAGAUCCACGAACUAUUAUGUUGAAGCACUCGAGGCACCUGAAACCUGGUGGCAAGACGCCCAAGUGGAGCACACUUUGGUUCUUGCAGGAGGAGAUGAGAUGCUCCUGGAUUCUAUUAAGGCGUGGUUCAAGAAAUUCAGCAAAGUGAAACCUGAAACAACUUUGAUUGUUGGUCAGAAUGAGUGUCACGUUGCACCUCUUAUUUGGCCGUUGUUUGCCGACAAGCAUGAAACCGAACAGGGUCUUGCUUUGAAGGCCUGGCUUAUUGAGCGGUUACGUAUAUAA
Molecule: messenger RNA, 1065 nt
Organism: Aspergillus pseudotamarii
Lineage: Eukaryota; Fungi; Ascomycota; Eurotiomycetes; Eurotiales; Aspergillaceae
Product: putative epsilon-lactone hydrolase
Exons: 5
Coding region: 1-1065 (354 amino acids)
Molecular function (GO): hydrolase activity
Source: RefSeq, a predicted model, not a curated record